Molecule: messenger RNA, 636 nt
Organism: Ustilaginoidea virens
Lineage: Eukaryota; Fungi; Ascomycota; Sordariomycetes; Hypocreales; Clavicipitaceae
Exons: 2
Coding region: 1-636 (211 amino acids)
Biological process (GO): protein repair; response to oxidative stress
Molecular function (GO): peptide-methionine (R)-S-oxide reductase activity
Source: RefSeq, a predicted model, not a curated record
AUGGUAACUCUGCCCGCCGCGCGAUUCAGUCCGCUUCUGGCCGCCGUCUUUUACGCGCCCUCCGCCGUUGCCCGCUUCAGGCUACGUCCCUCACCUCCAUCGGCGUCGGUUCGCAGGCCGCUUCCUCCGCAGUCCAUGUCCAGUCUAUCCUUUCUCAGCGCCUUGCUUGGAUCUCCCUCGUCUACGUCGUCCAAAAUGUCGUACCCCGAUCAGCGCUCGGACGACGAAUGGCGGGCUGUUCUCAACAAAGAACAAUUCCGGAUCCUUCGAGAAAAAGGCACUGAGCCACCGGGCUCUGGAAAAUAUGACAAGCACUACCCCGAGGAAGGUGUCUACGCCUGCGCCGCCUGUGCCGCUCCGCUGUACAGGGCUAGCCAGAAGUUCAAGUCUGGUUGCGGAUGGCCGGCCUACUUUGACAGCAUUCCCGGUGCUGUUACGAGGCACGAGGACCGGAGCCUUGGCAUGGCCAGGACCGAGAUUGUCUGCUCCAGCUGCGGCGGACAUCUCGGCCAUGUUUUCAAAGGCGAAGGGUUUCCCACGCCCACCGAUGAACGGCACUGCGUGAACAGCGUCAGCCUAAACUUUACAUCCGGAGGCAAGGUGGGGGGCGAUGGCUCGAAAGAAAGCAAGGCGUGA